CCAGCUAGUGACUGCUGUUAUCAAGAUGGCGCUGCGACCGGGAUCCGGGGGAGGCAGCAGUUUCAUGUAUCCUGUGGGAGGGGGAUUGGGUCCACCACAAGGAAUGGUGCCCAUGCAGCAACAGCAGCAGCAGCAGCAGCAGCAACAGGGCUUCCCCAUGGUUCCAGUCAUGCAGCCCAACAUGCAAGGCAUGAUGGGAAUGAACUUCGGGGGACAGAUGCCCCCGGGCGCCAUCCCUAUGCAGGGCGGGAUGGCGAUCGGGAUGCAGACCCCGGGGAUGCAGUUUCUGGGUCAGCCGCAGUUCAUGGGGAUGCGACCUGCUGGGCCGCAGUAUACAGCGGACAUACAGAAGCAGAUGGCUGAAGAGCACCAGAAGCGUCUGGAGCAGCAGCAGAAGAUGCUGGAGGAGGACAGGAAGAGGAGGCAGUUCGAGGAGCAGAAGCAGAAGCUGCGGCUGCUCAGCAGCGUCAAACCCAAGACGGGGGAGAAGAGCCGUGACGACGCCUUGGAGGCAAUCAAAGGCAACCUGGACGGCUUCAGCAGAGACGCCAAGAUGCACCCCACUCCAUCAUCACAGUCCAAGAAGCAAGACUCAUCGCCAUCACACCCGUCAGUCUCCACUCACUCCCUCCCCCCUGCUUUGUCUGAGGAUAAGGAUGAGUUUAGUGACUUUCAGGGGCCCCUAGAUGGCCCCGCCCCCUUCCCUCCGCCCUCCUCCUCCUCCUCCUCCUCCGCCGCCCUCGGCCUCUCCUCUCAGGCCGAUGCACAGCCUCUGUCCUCGGCCCCCAGGACAGCUUUCCCUGCAGACGAGGAUGAAUUUAGUGACUUUGUUCAGGGACCUGUAAACGCGUUCCCCUCCUCCGACUUCCACCUCUCCUCUCAAGCCCCGGCUCAGCCGUCGCUCCCCCCCUCACAGCCCCCCCCACAGUCCGUCCCCACGCCUGUAUCCACACACACUGCCUCCCAGCACUCUGCUGUCAGCACCAGCUCCCAAUCUACAUUUCAAGGCCCGUCCCUGGAAGAGAAGCUGUUCUCCUCCUGCGAUCUCACCGCAGAUAAGAUGGCCCACAUUAGCUUUAAAACCAAGCAGAGCUUGGCUGGGAUGGCUCCCCGAGCUAAAGUUUCAGCCCAGUUUCAGCCCAGCUCGAAAGCCAGGAACUGGGCGGCGGCCCCGAAGGACUUGAGUUCUGUCUUCGCCACUGAAAAGCCCCCCGAGUGUGCGGCGCCGGCCCCCAGCCGCCCCCCGCCUCCCCAGCCCGGUGGCGACAGCGCAGGUGUUGGCGUCUAUCCACAACAAGAGCACAUCCAGCCCAUGCUGCCAGCCUGGGUUUACAAUGACAGUCUGGUUCCAGAAAUGUUCAAGAAGGUUCUGGAAUUCACCAUGACACCGGCAGGGAUCGACACCGCCAAGCUCUACCCGAUCCUGAUGUCGUCGGGCCUUCCCAGGGAGGCGCUGGGGCAAAUCUGGGCUUCGGCCAACCGCACAACACCUGGCAUGCUGACCAAGGAGGAGCUCUACACCGUCCUGGCACUAAUUGGUGUGGCACAGAGCGGCCUCCCGGCGAUGAACGUGGAGAUCCUGGGCCAGUUCCCCUCUCCCCCGGUGCCCAACCUGCCGGCCCUGGCCCUGGCCCUGGCCCCCGUCCUCCCCCAGCAGCCCAUGAUGGCUCAGCCGCCGGUCUCCAUGGCCAUGGCCAUGCCCACGCCGGCGCCGCCCGUCAUGGCCAUCACGCCCGCAGCGGCGCCGCCCCAACCGCCCACAAACACCAACUUCAUCGCCAGUUUCCCUCCGGCUCAGGCGAACAAGACCGAGGACGACGACUUCCAGGACUUCCAGGAAGCUCCCAAACUGGGGACGGGGGAGCAGGGCUUCGCUGACUUCCAGGGGGAAUCCGGAGCAAGUUUCCCCAGCAUCAUCACGUCUCAGCACCAGAACAGCAUGCCCGCCAUGCUGACUCCAGUGUCGGGCUCCUCCUCGGCCUCCGCCGCCUCCUCCGAUAAGUACGCCGUGUUCAAGCAGCUGUCGGCGGAUCAGCCGGCGGAGUCUGCGCCCGCCCCCUCAGAUAUCGGAGACAAAUACAGUGUGUUCAGACAGCUCGAACAACCUGCAGACAAGAAACCAGUCGGGGAAGGAUUUGCAGAUUUCAAGUCUGUCAGCGCUGAUGAUGGCUUCACAGACUUUAAAACCGCCGACAGCGUCUCUCCUCUAGACCCGUCGGAUCAGGCCAAGAUCUUCCAGCCUGCCUUCUCCUCUGCUUUCCCAAACUCUCAGUCUCUACAGCAACUCCCUCAGCAGCAGCAGCAGCAGCCAGCAGUGUCUCUUUCUCAGCCCAAAAACCCUCUCAACAUGGCCGACCUGGACCUUUUCUCUUCCAUGGCGCCGACAGUUUCAGCCGCCACGGAGACCAAGUCCAGCUCCUUCCCCUCGGUCUCCGUGCCCCCUUCCGCCGUCCUCCUGCCGGGGGGAGCCAAGCCCCCCGGAGGAGGGACGGAUGACUUUGGUGACUUUACCCUGUUCGGCUCCUCCUCCGACGCCACCCCGGCCCCGGCGGCGGCGGGCGGAGCCGUGACGGCUCCUCAGGACGACUUUGCGGACUUCAUGGCUUUCGGCAGCUCCGGCGGGGAGCCGAAAGGCGAGGGCGGCGCGGGAGCUCAGGGAGAGAGCGCCACGCAGCAGCGGCCGCAGCACGGCUCGGACAAGUACGACGUGUUCAAGCAGCUGUCUCUGGAGGGCGGCCUCGCCUACGACGACAACAAGGAGAGCGGCGGCGGCUCCUUCUCCUCCCUCAAGAGCGACACGGACGACUUCGCCGACUUCCAGUCCUCCAAGUUCUGCACGGCCCUGGGGGCUUCGGAGAAGACCCUGGUGGACAAGGUGUCCGCGUUCAAACAGGGCAAGGAGGACUCGGCCUCCGUCAAGUCCCUGGACCUGCCGUCCAUCGGCGGCAGCAGCGUGGGGAAGGACGACUCGGAGGACGCGCUGUCCGUGCAGCUGGACAUGAAGCUGUCGGACAUGGGCGGAGACCUGAAGCACGUGAUGUCCGACAGCUCCCUGGACCUGCCGGGCCUGUCGGCCCACCAGCCGCCCGCUACAGAAGGAGACGACAUGAAAUUUGACCCGUUCGGGACGUCGGCCCUCAGCACCCUGGCCAGCUACGACUGGUCGGAGCGGGAGGAGGGCGUGGCCGGCGAGGUCAGGAGGCCGCAGGGCCCGGACGCCGCGUCGCUGCCAUCGCUGGCGCCGGCGCAGAGGAAGGAGCUGACCUUUGGCAGCAGCGAGAACGUCGCCGGCGGCCCUGCGGCAAAGACCAGCGGCUCCCUCCCCGCCGCCGACGCCCCGCCUGCCCGUGGCUUCGAAGCCUUCGCCGACUUUGGCUCCGGUCACCGGGGCGGCGGCGGGGACGACGAGGACGACUUUGGAGACUUUGCGAGUACCGUGUCUGAGAAGUCCGACUCUCCCGCCGCCGCCGCCGAGGCGGGCUCGGAGGGGAACCAGAGCGAAGCGCCGGACGACUUCGGCGCCUUCCAGGGCGACAAGCCCAAAUUUGAGAAGUCUGACUUCCUGAAAGCCAGCGCGCAGGCCAAAGUCAAGUCCAGCGAGGAGAUGAUCAAGAACGAGCUGGCGACCUUUGACCUGUCCGUUCAAGGCUCGCACAAACGCAGCCACAGCCUGGGCGAGAAGGAGAUCGGGCGCUCGCCGCCGUCCCCGGCCCCGGAGCAGCCCUUCAGAGACCGAUCCAACACCCUGAGCGAGAAGCCCGCCCUGCCCGUCAUCAGGGACAAGUACAAGGACCUGACGGGAGAGGUGGAGGAGAGCGAGCGCUACGCUUACGAGUGGCAGAGGUGCCUGGAAAGCGCUCUGGAGGUCAUCACUAAAGCCAACAACACCCUGAACGGCAUCAGCAGCUCGUCCGUCUGCACCGAGGUCAUCCAGUCCGCCCAGGGCAUGGAGUACCUGCUGGGCGUGGUGGAGGUGUACCGGGUGACCCGGCGGGUGGAGCUGGGCAUCAAGGCCACGGCGGUUUGCUCCGAGAAGCUGCAGCAGCUGCUGAAGGACAUCAGCCGCGUGUGGAACAACCUCAUCGGCUUCAUGUCGCUGGCCAAGCUCGCCCCUGACGAUUCCUCCCUGGACUUCUCCUCCUGCAUCCUGAGGCACGGCAUCAAGAACGCCAAGGAGCUGGCCUGUGGAGUGUGUCUGCUCAACGUGGACGCUCGCAGCAAGAGAAAAGAAGAAAGCAAACUGGGACGUCUGUUGAAACGAGCCUUCAACUCGGAGACGGACAACUUCAAGCUGCUGUACGGCGGCCACCAGUACCACGCCAGCUGUGCCAACUUCUGGAUCAACUGUGUGGAGCCCAAACCUCCGGGACUCAUCCUGCCCGACCUGCUGUGAGCCGCCCAGAGGGGCCGGACCCCCCCCCCCCCCGAUCUGCCCCCCCUCCCCCCUGUCUUUAUCCCCUCAAACUGCCAGGCCCGCUGUGGAGCUCAUCUGACUUUUUCAUGAAUGAUUUUCUACCGAUGACCACUGCAGACGUCCGCCAGUCUUUCCUAACUCUCACUCUUAACUCAGUCCUAUUUAUUAUCUGUGCAAUAUGAUUGAAGACACUGGCAGAGGCCGUCUGUGAACACCCGACCGCCCCGCGCAGCUUUGCUUAACUUUGAACUUUAUUUAUGAGUGCGUUUGUCGGCACGCUGUUCCACUGUUGUACUUGAAUCAUGUCUGAAACCGAGGCUGUGGAGGUUUUUAUCAUGUCUGAAGAUCUUCAGCAUCUCUCUCUCUCUCUCUCUCUCUCUCUCUCUCUCUCUCUCUCUCUCUCUCUCUCUCUCUCUCUCUCUCUAUUGUGUUGAUUGAACUGCUUUGAAUGUGUGUUUGCACUGUUUGGAGGAAGCCUCGGCGCCUCUCCGGGUGUGUGAAGUGUUUUCUUGGCGUUUGGAGGCGGCCCCGUGUCGGACCGGGGGACUUGAAGGGAACCGUAGUUUUUCUCUCCCUGUGUUUUGUGCUGAGCUGAAGGUCUUGAUGAAGUUAUCUCUGAACUGAAACUGCAGCGUCUUCUGUAUAUUACAGUGUCCUGCUGGAGCCUUGUCCUUACCACCAACUGCAAUGUGAACUUACUGUAAAUAAAUGAGUGUAAAGCUCCUCUGUU
Molecule: messenger RNA, 5144 nt
Organism: Salarias fasciatus (jewelled blenny)
Lineage: Eukaryota; Metazoa; Chordata; Actinopteri; Blenniiformes; Blenniidae
Gene: synrg
Product: synergin, gamma
Exons: 23
Coding region: 26-4393 (1455 amino acids)
Cellular component (GO): clathrin coat of trans-Golgi network vesicle
Molecular function (GO): protein binding
Source: RefSeq, a predicted model, not a curated record